UAUGAUCCAUGUGGCUAUUGGGAUGGUGAUGUUGUCACUGACGAGCACGUUCGGUGGGGAGCUGGAAGAUGAACUUCUUCGUUUCGACGCCAUUCUCCAUCUAGCUGAUGCUACAGCCAUGAACGUAAAACUAGCGGCACUACGUACGUGUGACAGUUGUGAUGUUCCUGAAGGCGAUUCCUGCUUCCACACAAUAUUCAGCAAGCUGUCCUGGGACACGGCGUUCCUGCAGUUCGACCUGAAUAUGAUGAGGAUGGGGAUGAGGAACUGUACCGUGCCACCUUACCUGGAGAGUGGGGGAAUGGAUGAAGCAGGCCCCAGACACAGGGCACCGGGAGUUGGCGUGUGUCCCCCACACCACCAGCAUAAUACACCCCUGGAUCGCCUCAUCUACUCGGACAUGAGAUAUAAUGGGUCCCUGUGCGACGCAUGUCAGAACCUCCACACGCUACAGAGGAAGGUGCAUCCCUUGACCGUGUACAGGAGUGUGAAGAGUCGCCACAGUGAGGACCACAAGGCUUUAGGCUGGCCCAUCCUCCUUGCCUACAUCCUCCUCGCCGCGUGUGUGACGCUGUGGGCGUAUCAUAACGCCGGGUUGAUGACGGUGUAAUGAAGAUGGCCGUCAGUCGGUCACCUGGCACUGGACAAUGAGUAUAUUUGUUUUAGAGCCAAUGCGAUCAAUGAGAGUCUAAAUAUAGAAAAGUACUUUAUCUAUUUCAGUUUUUAUUCGUUUAGUUCCAAAAAUUGUCGUUCACGCAAACCUCACGACAAUGUCCGGGCCAGCCCUGAAAUAGCUGCAACAGAAGAUGAUAUAUCCUUGAUGAUGAUUAGAUGCAGUGCGCGAAAGCAAUGGAUCGUCCAAUCUGUAUCGCUGUUGCCAAAGAGGCAGUAGUGAAAUUACCAUAUAGUCCAAAAAAGUGCUUUCACAUAUUUUUUUAAAGUACGAUGGUUGAUUGAUAACUUCUGAGCCUUACAGAGAAAACCUCAUUUUUCAACGCAAUGAGCCCUUCAACAUUGAUAUACUUUUGCCAACGGUGUCACAUGGAUGUUAUCCCAGUUUCGUAAAAGUACUUCUCUUGGCCUUCCAAGGUGAGGUGAGGUGAAA
This is a messenger RNA of Haliotis rufescens (red abalone), 1105 nucleotides long. RefSeq lists its product as uncharacterized. NCBI's taxonomy places the organism in Eukaryota, Metazoa, Mollusca, Gastropoda, Lepetellida, Haliotidae. The record is from RefSeq and is a predicted model, not a curated record. The transcript is spliced from 4 exons. The coding region runs from base 2 to 610 and encodes 202 amino acids.